Molecule: messenger RNA, 821 nt
Organism: Ipomoea triloba (trilobed morning glory)
Lineage: Eukaryota; Viridiplantae; Streptophyta; Magnoliopsida; Solanales; Convolvulaceae
Exons: 7
Coding region: 13-570 (185 amino acids)
Source: RefSeq, a predicted model, not a curated record
UAUAAUACGAAAAUGUCAGAAAAUAUGGAAGAAAGUAUAGAAGAAUCUCUGGAGAAACUCGAUAUUUCAAUGGCAGCACCCAUGAUAUUCAUUUUGGUAUCUAUUAUCCAGUUUAUCAAUCGAUACAUCGAAGUCAAUAAGAAGAGAGCAACCAUGUCUGCGGACGAUGUACGGCUGAAGGCAGAAAUUAAGAGGCUCUUAAGAGAGGCGGCUGCCCUAUCACAGCCUUCAACAUUUGCACAAGCUGCAAAGCUGAGGAGGAUCGCGGCAGCUAAGGAGAAGGAACUUGCAAAAAGCUUUGAGACACACGGUAAGGAGAUAAGCAUGUCAUUUGAUAUGUAUACAAAAGGCCUAUUCUUUUUAAAGAUCUGCACAUACCUUCUGCUCGUUUUAUGUUUUUGGCGGGUGCCUUUGGGUUUCAUAUCUCAGCAGCUUGUACAUCCUUUUGGUAUGGUGUUAUCUUGGCUAUCUGGUGGCGAUGCACCCAACUAUACCACGAUUGGGAUUAUUCCAUGGAUAUUCGUGUCUAGUAAGGCCAGCAGAUUCUUGCUCAAAAGAGUAAUAAAGUAGAGAAGAAAAUAAUCCACGGUGUUUGGCUCUGGAGUGUAACCAAUUUUGGUGUCAAUUUCUUUAAUUUGAUUCAUCAUUCUUUUUGUCGACGUCCAUUCUUAAAUUAAAUUUUAGUCCACUGAUUGAUUGAUCCGUCUCUGGGAGGUGAUUCAUCUCCUCAUGAAAUUUGCAAGCAUAAUCAUUCUGUUUGUCUGUGUAUGUGUAUAUGACAUUUUGAUCAAAAUAAAAGUUGGAACUUAUUACGAGAGUUU